This is a messenger RNA of Ostreobium quekettii, 744 nucleotides long. NCBI's taxonomy places the organism in Eukaryota, Viridiplantae, Chlorophyta, Ulvophyceae, Bryopsidales, Ostreobiaceae. The record is from the annotation of a GenBank genome assembly.
AUGUUCGCCUCCGCGAUGUCGGCCUUCGCGGGCCGCUGCCCGGCGCUGCGCCCCGCCGCCGGCAGGCCGGCGCGAUCCGUGACCCGCAUGGCUGCCGAUCGGCCGAUGUGGUACCCGGGCGCCACUCCUCCCGACCACCUGGAUGGCACCAUGGCCGGUGACUACGGAUUCGAUCCCUUGGCUCUGGGCGCCAACGAGAACUUGCUUCCCUGGUUCCGCGAGGCUGAGCUGAUGAACGGGAGGUUUGCCAUGGUGGCGGUGCCGGGGAUCAUCAUGACGGAGCUGCUGGGGUUUGGGAACUUCUGGGAGGCGGGCGCCAACGUGCAGUCGCCGCUGUCGCUGCAGGCGCUGAUCGGCCUGCAGGUGGUGAUCAUGGGCGCGCUCGAGUACAAGCGGUUCGAGAUCUUCAAGAAGACAGGGGAGUGCGGGCUGCUGGGUUUCGCGCCGUUCGACCCGAUGGGCAUGAAGAGCGAGGAGACGAUGGUGAAGGAGGUGAAGAACGCGCGGCUGGGCAUGCUGGCCUUCAUCGGCUUCUGCUCCCAGGCCGCCGUGCAGGGCAAGGGGCCCGUGGCGUGCUUCGCGGCGCACAUCAAGGACCCCCUGCACGAGAACAUCUACACGUCCAAGGUGGGGCCGGAGGUGACCGCGGCGAUCGUGUGCCUGGCGAUCUGGCCGUUCAUUGUCGAGGCGCAGAAGGCGCUGGGCGGCAAGGACAAGGAGACCUUCAGGGCGCUGCCGUGGUGA